This is a messenger RNA of Drosophila subpulchrella, 1521 nucleotides long. It is a transcript of the gene Rlb1, whose product is annotated as DNA ligase 1. Bases 85 to 1506 code for a protein of 473 amino acids. NCBI's taxonomy places the organism in Eukaryota, Metazoa, Arthropoda, Insecta, Diptera, Drosophilidae. The record is from RefSeq and is a predicted model, not a curated record. The transcript is spliced from 2 exons. Gene Ontology annotation, cellular component: 90S preribosome; nucleus. Gene Ontology annotation, biological process: maturation of SSU-rRNA.
GGUUGUCAUCUCCUUGAUAAACAGUUCUUAGCCCGGACGCAAACCUGUGCCUUUUAGUUCGCCCACCACUGUUACGAAAACAGCAUGGACAGACUGAAAUUCAACAACUUGGUGAUAACCAACAAGAAAGAGAUCCAAAAGGCACGCGCCCAGACCAUCGCCAAGCUCGUCCAGAAGCUGCGAAAGACAAAAGAUGUGCUGGCCAAAAAGCCGGACAGCGACAAGGAGAAGAUCCGUCUGCGCAAAUAUAGCGAAUGCCUGGCCCAGCUGAAGGCCCUGAAAUGUUUGGAUAUAGUGCGUGAAUGUCUCCUUCAAGAGGGCACCAAUCCCAAUGCGGUGCUAGCCAGCGAGCGCUCCACUCCGGAUGAACUGGGCAUCGCCAUGCUGCGGCUAAACAAACUGAUGCACGGACUGGUGGACACGUUCGUGAAGGCCCUCGAGCUGAGCACCGACAAGGAGGCCAAGUGGCGGGAGGAGAUCCUGGAGACAAGCAAGCGACGGGCCAAAAUCGAACGCACUGAGGAGCGGAAAAGGAAACGCAAGGAGCUGAAGGAGCAGAAGGCUCUAACCAAGAACAGAUUGGAGUGGUUGGAGCAGAACAAAGUGGCGGGUUCAGAAGUUCCAUCAACGACAGCAACGGAGGAUACAACUUCUGCUGUUCAAGUCAACCAGGAUGAAAAGCAAGAUAUCUCCGAGACGCCAGCCAAAACAGAAAAGCCUGCAGUUCCUAACAAAGAAAAGAAGGACAAGAAAAUUGCCAAAAAAGAAAGGAUCCUAAAGAAAGAUAAACCUGUUGUCACAAAGGAUGAGAAGCCCAAACCAGAGAUCCCUAAGCCAGUUCCUAAAAAGGAAAUUGUUAAGAAAAUCAAGGAACAUAGUACAAAGCCCCUAGAGAAGCAACCACAAAAAGAAGUCAAACCGAAAGAACCUAAGCCAAAACCUGUGGACAGAAAGCCAGCCAGGGAACAGAAGCCUAAACCUCGACCAGAAAGGCAGCCUAGCAUUGAAGAAGAUGAAGAUGAGCCCAAACCUGACAGCAAUCGUCCCACACAUGUAGUUGAUCCCUUUUUCAUCACGGAAUCAGGGCAGCCCUACUUGUCCACCGCUGUGGUUCUUUCCGGCGACAAUGACAGCGAAGCUGAAGAGGAACAGAGACCGCCGCCAGUCAAAAAGUUCCGCAACGAGGAUCGACGGACGAAUACAUACCGGGAAAGACCGGAACGACAGCAAGAGUUCAAAGCGAAAAAGCCAACCGACGACCGUCAUCCUUCCUGGCUGGCCAAGCAGCAGCAGAAACCAAUCAUCGGUGGUUUCAAGGGCAAGAAGAUAACAUUCGGCGAUGAUGGCCAGGCGGCAGAAAUUACGGCUCCCAGUAUCAAUCAUUCGAGUUCCACUGCUCCUCCUUUAUCCACCGAUGGCAUGCACCCUUCUUGGGUGGCCAAGCAGAAGUUUAAGCCCAAAAUCGCCGCCUUCCAGGGCACCAAGAUUAAGUUUGACGACGAAUAAAAAAUGUUGAUGGUA